AUGGUAACCGGCGUAAACAACGUCCUCUGCAGGACUGAGGUAAAGGCGCAACCAAACAGCGAUGGCUUUCUGCAACACUGGGUAUUUCGAGCAGAUUGAAAAAAUGCAAAAGGACAUACACGAAAGGGAAAAGAGGAGACACGAGCUUGAAGAAAAACUGUUUGCUUACUUGAGAUCAGAGGAAAGACUGACUAAGAUAAAGUGUGCCAAGAUGCGCUGCUAUUACAAGGAGCUGCAUGACAGAGAGCAGCAAGCAAAGACACGCAACCUUGAGCUUCUUGGGAAUGUCGAGAGCCUGGCAGGAAAAUUUAAAGAAUUCUCCAUUGAUUGUAGCAGGCUGCUUCAAAAGAGGAUUGACUACAAGAAUCACAUUACCAGGCUGAAGAAAGGCAGGAAGAGAAUGGAGAGCAGGGGGGAAUCAGAAGCGAAUGAGGAUUCAAGCAAGUUCCUUCUCCCCACAACAUGUGUACCGUCACAGACAACGGACAUCUUCAUGGGUCACUUGACUCCCAAAAAAUCAAGAGAAGAUGGCGUCAUAACCACAAGGUCACCAUCUUGGACAGAGCUCAAACCUAAUCACGCUUCACUCUCUCCUCCUCAAAGUCUUCUUCAAAGUGCCGUUUUAAUGCAACCCCAUGUUUCAAAAGCCAAAGACGCUGCUGACUUAUCCGGUGACAUUAUAAACUCAGGUGAUUGCCUUGAGGGGGGACGUAUGGGUGACGUGCAGCAGAUGGAGUCUGAUUCUGACAUCUCUCAGAGGGAAGGAAAGUCCUGCAGACGGGAGGAUCUCAAUUCGGCUCGUGCAGCCUUAAAGGAAGCUGAAGUGUCCUCUCGAUCUGUGACCUUGAAGAGGCCUGCAGCCGUUGUGUCAUUAGAGCCGUGUCCGACCCACAGUCCUUCACCGGAUACUACUGAUCCGAGAGAUUCCUCUCAAUACGGAAGUUCUAGAGGUGAGGAUGAGCCACUGUCUGCGGAGGAUGAAAGUGAAUGGGCGAUAGGACAUCAAAAUCUUUCAGAUCUCGCUAAAAGCAGACAUCCCAGCAUUCCCAGUCCAGCUGUUGAAAGUAGACCAGAUCCCUCAGUGCAUAAAGAGAGUGAUAUUUCAGUUUUAUCAUCUGAAAGGUACCAGAGGGAUCACACCUUAAGAGAUGAUACAGUUAACAGGGAUAGUGCAUUACUUAUUCAAAGCAACAAUGGCACACAGGAGCAGUUUGGAAGACCUGAUCCUCUCGAACCUUCCGAAAGGCUCUCCUUGGAAGGAUUGUGUAAUCUUCUAGACAGCAUUGAGCGACGUCUCGCUGCUAAAGAUAUGAGCAUCUACCAGAGCUGCACAGUCAGUGAACAGAAACUCAGAGAUGUUAUCAGUAAAUGCAGUGAAUGUGGCCAUCUGGAUGAUGUGGACCUGCAGGCGUGUGGAGCUGUGAUUCUGCAGCAGUUACCCCUGCUGUGCAGUAAUCUGCCUCAGGGAUGCUUACUAUCUAGUGAUCUAAUCAACACUCACUGGUCAUCAGCUUCUAAGCCAGACCAGAUCAGAUCGUAUCUCUCAGGUGAAGUUGCUUCGCUGUGGGAUCGCUGUUUCAAACACAUGCUUCAUCUCCAGCAGAAGGAAGUUCUGAGCACAGAUUUCACAGUUCAGAUCUUUACUCCACUGCUGGUGCUCAACAACGCCACCUACACUGACAAGGCAAGAGAGCUGCUAAAGAGGCUGCUGACCUACGAAUCUGAUACCCAUCAGCCGUCACAGAGCGAAGAGAUGUCUUCUUACAGCUUGCCCUCACUUCUGGACGACAGCGUGGAAAUCAAACCCGCCAGGCCUUUGGAAAGAUUUUCUCAAACCAGUGAAAUGCAAGAAAUUCAAAGUGCUGAAGAGGACAGUGCCGACCAAAGCCCAGUGGAAAGUAUUCCUAUUAGAGAGACCAAAGCGUAUCAGCUGCUUAAACAAUCUGUGACACAAGAGAGACGCUGGAGUGACCCGGAGGAAGAGGAUUCAGAUUCAUCAGACAUCAACAAAUUGGAAAGGGCCGAGGCGCUCGGGGAUUCUAUAACACAAAAUAGCCGGAAGAAUACAAAGAGUAAAGUCCAUGUUUUCUCUGCUGUCCAGUCAAAGGCAUUUUGGGGAGAAUCAGACGACAGCAAUUCUGAGAUUGAAAUGGCUUUACGUCCUCAAUCUCGUAAAAGCAGCACCAAUGACUUUGAUGAUUUUUAUGAUUGAUGCCAUUCAGCUGAGCGUUUUUCUUCAUUGAGCAGUUAAUACGUUUGAAAGCGAUGCCUUCAUACGAUUGAAAAACAAACAAAAAUCUUCAGCAAGGAACGAGUGCGACAUUUGGUGAAAACAAAUAAGAGCGAGCCUCUUUAUUGUGGCCAAAGACUGUGAAGGGUUUUCAAAACAUGUCGGUGUUAACCCUGCUUGAAUCUCUUUAGCUGAACAACACUUGGACCUGGUUGAAAUAGAUUAAACUUGGUUUUUAAAGUGAUUCCUUUGCACUGUGUUGAAUAUUACGCAUUUCAGAUGCUGCAGGUAUUUGGCGGUGAGCUGGAGUGGAAUGCUCUGAGUCAACUUCUAUGAAAAGCCAGUGCACAAUGGCCACUCCGCAUGCUGCUGAAACACCUUUGAACUCGCUCAAGUACCUGUGGUCCAUUUAGGAGGACAAAAUGCGUUGUGCUCAUCUCAAUGUAGAAACAAAUGCUCUGCGUACUUGCGGUGGCAUGAAAAAAAAACGUUUUCGCCAGGUGAACGCAAAACAACGUUAUGUGGCGAACUACAUAUUGACUUCACAAAUCAUCUAAUGCGAUGCACAAUUUGUCAUUGUCAGGUUUCAUGACCUUGAUGCGUUUGACUGCUUCUUGGCCGUUUUCGAGUUCAGAUAAACAUUUGGGCUAUUGUAUAAAAAUAAAAAAAUGCCUUUUAACUUUUUUAAUAUGCCGCUUUGUUAUUAUUACUGUUAUAUUUGAAAUCCCUUAGUUAAAAUUAUGUAUAAUUACGAAAAGAGCACUGAUCAACCACAUCAAUAUCAUUACAGUAAUAACGGUUAUUUUGCUGAAAUAGCCGUAAUAACAACCGCAGCCGUUUUUCUAAUGGACCUGAAAAUAACAUUACAAACUCAAAUUGCUGUACAUUGAUAUCCAGAACUGUUUUCCCAUCAAUGAUCUACAUCACCUGUGACUUGUAUGCAGCAGGGGUUUCUCAUUUUGCCUGUGACUCCAAGUUCAUUCGUUUUUUUAUCGUUGUACUGGUAUAUUUAUCAUGCACAAAGGCACUAUAUCCUGUAAUGAUACAAAAUCUGCAGCAUCCCAGACAUCGGUAGGAGUCCAUUAGUUAGCUUUUAGAUAACUUUAUGGAGUCGAUCCAGCUAAAGUAGACUUUUACACUCAUUAGUCGUAAUGGCUGGGCCAGCCUUGACCCGUAAGCGCCAAAACGUGCCUGCAUAAUUUGACAAAUGCUAAAAAGCUCCCCUUAUAUAAUAUCUGUGUUAAGGAUCAUGUCAACAGAUACUUGUGUGACAGAAAAGCAACACGAUAAACACUGUCUAAGACCGUCCACUGUCUGGAUUGUAUGGGUUUGUGCUCUUAUUCAAAGACAGAAAUAUAAAAUGAAGAGGAAGACUUAAAAUUUUGUACAAAUACUGAAUAACAUUACCAAUAGACCAAUUUCGUGUUUGCAAACAGAGAUGACGUUUUUUGUGGGCGGAGCCAAACUGGUUGCAGAAAGUGACUGCUCCGCAGUAGGGUUGUGAAGUGUUUUAGCAUUAAACCGUGAUUUUUAUGGAUCCGGUGUUCUGUCGAAGUCUGAUUCCUUUAUGUUUCCCUUUAGUGCAAUGUUUCUUAUAGCAUUUUAAUCACAUUACGUUAAUUUUUUAGAUAGAUCAAAAGUUUAAAUGGCUUGGCUACUGAUAUGCAUGUAUGUAAUGUAUAUGUAUUGUUCUUUUUUGCUAAAUCAAAUAUUUUUACAGUCUGAAUCGCUAAAGUACAUGUAAAAGCAAUACUAUCAUGUAUUAUAUAUAAUAGCGUUUAUUAAAUAUUUCAUAAUUUUACAGUUUUUAUUAUUUCUUCCUUAAUAAAUUAUAAUUGUAACAUGAUAAAAACGCUAUAAGAAACACAUGGAGGGAACAGACUUCCACAGAACACCGGACAUCUUCUCUACUUAUUUUCUAUUCUAAUUAUUAAAAGAUUUCCAGAUGAUUUCCUCGCUCCAUUCUGUCCGUUUAAGGGCUUAUUGUAAUCAUAAACACCUACGUUUAUCUUCAAAUGAUGUAUUUGACGAUGGUAUUCUAUAAAAAUGAAAGCCAUCUUUUUUGGCAUUCUUAUUCUGACACUUAACAGCACAACCGGACAUUUUCCAGUAAGUUAUCUUGCUCUUUUCACUCGUGUCUAAUUCAUUUCCACCGUUUUUCUGCAACCGCAUUGCGCGCGCAGCUUGCAGUGACGUAACUGUGACGUCUACUCUAAAUUGGUCUAUAGCCCACAAGCAAAUUUGAAAAUAUCCAUGUCUAUAUCGCUAUAAGUGUUCUUGGCGGUCUCAGCAAGAAAACUUUUUUUAGUUAAAGUCGCCAUGAUAUGGAAGUAGUGAUUGUCUUAUUUUCCCCAUGGUAACAUGUCCGCGUGAAACGGCUUCUGAAAUGAAUAAAGGUAGGGCUGGACUUGAAUUCGUUAAUCAAGAACUGAUUGGAUCAUUUAAAGUUGGGUCAUUUUGCUAUUUGUUAAUGGCUGCGAUCUUUUCUCAGACUCCGCCCACCUGCCAUACCAUAUGACCGGAAGUAAAGAGCAAUCGUUUCGAGGAGGGGAGGAGAUUUGCGUUUUUGAUUAAAGAUUAUGAGGGCACAUGAAAGUUUUUAAAAAUAGUAAAGCUCACAGAUAAAUUAUUUGUAAAAAUAUUUGUAUUUUUGCUUGCUUGUUUUCUCGUGAUCACGACGAGAUCAACAAAAGUUGUUUUCCUGACAUGAUAAUCCAAAUGUCAUAAUGUAAUUUCCUGUCCAUAAUAUUUUGUGUAUUCGCCGUUACCACAAAUGUAGCUAAUUGCAGAUAAACUCAAUAAAUAAAUAAAGUUGGACGGUUUGAUGUUAAUUUAGGGACCAUCUGUAAUGUAACAAUGUACACGGUUCUAUUUUCAAUAGUAUUCAACAGUUUAUGUGAAUAAAUAUAAUAUAAAAUCUCGUUUGUUCAUCCAUGCUAAUUUAGCAAAAUAUGCUUUUGCUGUAAACAAACAAAACAAUGGGUUCUAUCGAGUACACGUAAGCUUUAAUCACAUCACAAGAAUACAACUUUUGUUAUGUCGAGAUGACGAGAAAACAACUUUGGUUAUCUCGAGAUAGCGAGAAACUAAGGGCCGAUUCACACCGGCUGCGUGGCGUGUCUGUUGCGAUUCUUUCGCAUAACAGCUGCGUGGCGUUUCUAUGCCCUUGCUUACCAGAAGUGUUUCUGACGCGGUGCUGCCCUGCUAGCCUAUUCUGUAUGCAUGUGUGUUUCCUAUUGAUAAACUGACCUGACGCUUACAAGACGCUUGCGUGUGGCGUGAAAAAUAGGCUUCGGUCCUAUUACUAGCAUGCACGCGUUUCUGACACGCCACGCAGCUGAGACGCUCACGCAUCCGGUGUGAAUCGGCUCUAAGUCUUGAUCACGAGAAAACAAGCAAGCAAAAAUAAAUACAGUGCACGACCUCUCGGCUUCCGUACAAUAUUCCAAAACAAAUUACAGUUUUUCAUUUCAUUGCGACUUUAAACAAGUCUAAUUGAAUGUAAUUGUUUGUUUUUGAUUUCAAAUACAAAAACUUGAUAUACCGCCCAGCCCUAUUGCAGGGUCUUACUGCUGUAAUGGUAUAUUUAGUAUGUUUAAGUUGUAUGAUUUUAUAUAAAAAAGCUAACGUUUUACAAUAAGGUUGUAUUAGUAAAUAUGAGUAAAUGCAUUAACUAUCAUAAACAAUAUAGUUUUUCAUGUCAAUACAGUUACUCACUGUUACCCCCAAUUUUCACCGACUGCGGAAAGGCUGCGGAUCCGCUGCGGUACGGCGGCGGAGUCAAUCGGUUUUCAUUCUAGUCUAUGUGUGUAUUUCCACUGAUUGCGUUCCGAAUCCGUCACAGCUCCGGCCAUCCGCAGCCCUCCGGCACGAAUACGCAGAGCUUCCAUUUUUGACGGAUGCCGGACAGCUCCGCAGGGCAGAGCCAUGACUUUAUCGCGUGGUUAUACCUGAAUUCGCGAGAUCUCGUGUUGUGAUCUGGGCUGGUAAUAUCCAAAAAUGUCUUCUAUUGAAACUACUGUUAACUUUUUUUAUUUGAUAUGCUAAAUUCUUCAUCCAUAAACAAAAAUGGCUUAAAUCCCAUCUGUAAUAAGAUUGAUUGUCUCAUCUCUAAGACAUAGAUAAAAAACAAUUUAUGCUAUUUUUUGAAAUGUUAUGAUGAUUUAUUUAAAGAUGUGGCUUAAAUGAUGCACUUUUUCUUACCCAUGUAUAGAAUUUAUGACGGUAUACCUUAACCUCAUGC
This is a messenger RNA of Paramisgurnus dabryanus, 6473 nucleotides long. The record is from RefSeq and is a predicted model, not a curated record. Lineage: Eukaryota; Metazoa; Chordata; Actinopteri; Cypriniformes; Cobitidae.